CAGGACGUGGAAGACGAGCGCGACGUGACUGACUGUCCGUCCUGUUGUGGACUUAAAUUCAGGACAAGCUGCUUCAGGUCCACAUCUACAAUCACUCAGUGACCCUGUAGGUAGCAGCACUGCUCUGUGUGUGAGACACUACUCUCCAACCAACAUGCUGAACAAGAUGUUUGAAGCUCAGCUGCAUCAGGAUGCUUUCUUCUGGAAGAACAACACCUAUGUGGCCAAGAUUGCUUUUCUCCUCCAAGCUGCUCCAGACAAGAUGCUCACCUUUACUCAGUUGAGGUACUUAAUAACAACUCUCACCGGUGACAACAGAAUCACAGUUAGGGGCAACAUCAAUGUCUGCCUAAAUAUUCACCCAUGUUUUGUCAAGAUUCCAGUGGACCCAAGUGUAGUGCGCAGUCUAGUACUCAAAAAAUACGUCUGGACACUGGACACCAGUCAGGUCACAAUGAAGGUGCUGCGUCGUCACUUCAUAGGAAUCCUGCACCUCUUUCCUGAGUUGGCCUCCAAAGUGGAAACAGAAGAAAGGAAUGGAUCUUCAGAGGCCGACUCAGCUCCCCGCCAUCCUGAACCUGCAACCUGCAAAGCCGUUCAGAUCAGACGUGACGCCAAGUUCAGUGGUCCUUUCUCCAUCGAAUCCCUCCUGAAGAGAGACAGUCCCUGUGAUCGGCCCUCCAGACCUUCUCCGCUCUCCAGUGUGCCGGUCAGAGUGGAGCAACAGCCUCGGCUCACACACGGACAGGUCCGAACAAAGAGGCGCCUCAGCUGGGACAAAGAGGAAGCUGGAAGUUCUCCCAUCUGCUCAGCAGCUAAGACCAUGAAGAGGAUGCAUGUGUGCACAGAACCUUCAUAUCCCAUCUUCACAAAACCCGCUCCUCACUUUACUUACCCACAUGGUAUAUACAUCGUUUACCCUGGACCAGCAUUUACAUGAUGUCAUUUGUGGCUGUAUUGAGCUUCAGACCUGACCCAGCAUCUUUGUGGAGCACUUUUCUCCUUAAAUUCUCGUUAAACUUGUCUCCUCUUCUCAAUAAAUUGUUAUGAAAUGUUGACAAAGUGAUUGUGAGUGUUGUCAUUAACAAAGCAAACUACAAAACUACAAAAGCACCAUCAACCCCAACAAAAGCUAUCAAUGACAACAAUUUGUUCAGCAAAUGAUCACAGUAAACCUGCAGGUCUGGGUAAAAAUUAGAGUGACUAUAAUGAAUGAGGGAACAAAUACUGAAAUGAGGGUGAUUAAACAGAACAAUACUCCUUUACACAGGUUUGUUCAAGUACACAGCAUUUGUUAUCUGCCACACAUAAGAACUCAAUCACCACAGUUACUGCUUAUACAUAUUCAUCUGUUAACUUGUAUAGAUCUCUGAUUGUGACAAAUCUGCAUAACGAUGUUUGUUUACCCAUGUACCUAUAGUUACAUUUUUCAGAUCACUCUAGUUUAUUUUGAAAUUUCAACAGCUCGACUCAUAAAGCUUAGGUUGUCAGUGCUGCACUGCACAGUCUGAAAAAUUUAGUGCAAUUUCACAAAUCCUCUUCAUUAACAUGGAAUACACACCAUCUGACUCUUACAAAGCCUAAAAUCCUCUCAUUUCAGGUGUAAAUGACAUACUUAAAGCAUCUCUCUGUCAGCAGUAUAUCCAAGCAGUUGGUCAUAAUCUACUUUUAUAUACAAUAACACUAGAUAAGUUUUGUUAUCAGUGUGUAAUCUGUGACAGAUAUUUAGUCAUUUGAAUAUUUUUUAAAUGAAAUCAUGUAUUUACAGUUAGGCAGAUCCGCCAACUUUGUCAGGAGUCAAAAAUCUUGAAGUCAACAAUUUAAAAACUUCAUCAUUCAGUUCAACUUCAACUAAAUUUAAAAUUUUGCAAUACACAAGAAUAAAACAGUUUGAGUUUUGGUUUUUAAUAACUAUAGGCUACUAUAGAUUCUCCUACAAGCCAAAAAGGAAAGGAUAAAAUAUGAGAUAUUCAGCCGCAAUACACAACUUCACCAGUGGGUGUCGGUAAAUCCCACACACACUAUACUUUUAGGAGUAAAUUUAUAAAUCCAGUU
Solea solea (common sole) is the source of this 2055-nucleotide messenger RNA. RefSeq lists its product as uncharacterized. The record is from RefSeq and is a predicted model, not a curated record. Lineage: Eukaryota; Metazoa; Chordata; Actinopteri; Pleuronectiformes; Soleidae. The transcript is spliced from 4 exons. Bases 155 to 940 code for a protein of 261 amino acids.